GUUAAUGAAUAAGUCAAGAGAUUGGAAUAUUGUUGAUGAUGAGUUAAAUAGAAAAUUAAAAUAGUUAGAUGAAAUAAGAUCAUAACUUGAUGAUUAAUCAACUGAAUAACUACUGUAAAAUAAAGAUUAGAAUUAGGGUAUUUAAAAUCUAAUUCAAAUUUAGAGUAUAAUAGCGAUGUUAAUUAUUAUAAGGAGUUUUGGAGAUAUUACAUUCUAAAUGAAAUGGCAAUUAAAAAAGUAAAUGAAUUACAUUCCCAAAAUUAAAAAUUACACGAAUUAAUAGGCGAUAUUGACGUAAAUCUAAGUGAUAUUUUAAAGAAAUUAUAAUAAGAAUUGCAUAUUGCUUUAAGUUAUCGUCACAAAAAGAAAAAUAGAAGGACUUCUUAAGAAAUUGAAAAGAGUUUUGUAUGUCCUUAUGAAAAAUGUAAUAAAUAAUAUGGUAGUGAUGUUUCUUUAAAUCUUCAUAUUAAAUUGAAACAUGAUGGAGGUAAUAAAACAGACAGAGAAAAAUUUGCUGUAAAAAUAUAUUUAAUAUUAUUCUCUAUAGAAGAUGAUUAUUGAAGCUCAGCAAAAUGGUGAAACUAUCACAGAUCUGAAUAUUAAUAUUAAAUUUCCUCCUGGUUAUUUAGAUGUAAUCAUUCAAAUCAUUUCAUAGUAAUUUAAGAAUCAAUUUUUAAGUACUUAGUAAAACUAGUUAAAUUAAGAAAGAUAAUCAAUCGAAUAAGAUUGAAAUUAAAUUAAAUAUAUUAGUUUUGUUUUUUUAUUAAAACUCUUUAAUCCUUCUAUUUUGUAUUCUAAUAACUUAAUUAUAUUAUUUUAGUCAUCUAUAUCAAUAAUAUUAUAAAAAAUAAAUUAAGUUUUAAUUAGAGUUUUAAUAUUUUAAAUUAUAAUUAUUUAAUUUUAUGUUAGCAUUCAUUAUUCUUAUUUGGAUUACAUCUCAAUAAUUAUUAACACAUUAAACUUUGAGACCUUAAAAAAUUAAUUAUGAAUUAAUAUCUGAAAGAAUAGACUGCAAAUCAAAUUAAUCAAUAAUUCAUGAUAUUUGUAAUAAUUGCAAAGCAAAUCAUGCCUAUAGAUUAGAUGAAGAUAAUUGGUUAAUUGUUGGAGUAUAUCAUCAAUUUGGGUAUGAAUUAAUUAUUAAAUUAGUAAAGAAUAUAAAGAAUUCAUUGAAUCUAUUCAAUAAUAUUACUAAUAAGGUAUUAUAUAUGCAACUUUUAAUUCUGAGUUUAUCUGUAUUUCCAUUUAAGAAGCAAAUGUAAAUUUAGAAGAAUAUCUAAACUAAAUUUAUGGUUACCAAUUACCAAAAUCUUUUUAUUCAUUGAAAAAACGUACCUUUUUAAUUUUAUUAGGUCUGUAACAUGCGUGAAAUGUGAAAUUGAUGU
Paramecium sonneborni is the source of this 1382-nucleotide messenger RNA. The record is from the annotation of a GenBank genome assembly. NCBI's taxonomy places the organism in Eukaryota, Ciliophora, Oligohymenophorea, Peniculida, Parameciidae.